Messenger RNA from Acanthocheilonema viteae, 1158 nucleotides. The record is from the annotation of a GenBank genome assembly. NCBI's taxonomy places the organism in Eukaryota, Metazoa, Nematoda, Chromadorea, Rhabditida, Onchocercidae.
AUGCCAAGAAAAAUUUCAUCAGAAUCAGAAUCCACUUCAAAUGACACCGCUGAAAAUGGUGAAGAUUUAGUCACGGGAGUUUCUGUUUCGCAAGAGAAAGUGGUUGAUCAACCUUCUAAAGACAAUAAUAUGGACGAUACUGUCGGGAGAAAAUCAUCGUCAAAAGAUCAAAUCUCACAGUCCUUCUUUUUCAAUGACGAUAUCACUGGUCAAAGGUACGCAGAAUCAUCAAAGCUUCCAGAAAUGCGACAUAUUCAUGGUACAAAAAUUAUGUGGAAACGAACACAAAACGUACUCGAACUACCAAUUCUCGGACAUUUUCGAACCUACGAAAAACGUGUGGAACGAUCACGUCCAAAUCCAUGGCGUCGACAUGGAGCACUGUUAAAAAUUUAUGAAGUUGGCGGUUGGGUUUCAAAAAUGGAGAAGCAACAAAUUAGUCGUCGAGAUCGAAAAUAUUUUUACGUAAAAGCAGGAACUAAACCAUGCAAUCCACCAUCACGUCCACCAAUUAGUAUUCGGGAGAGCAAAUUCCUGCCACCUUCGUCAAUUAACAUUCCACCAUUAACGAGUCGAAGCAUUGAUGAAUUAGCAUUUUUAGCAGCUGUACAUAUUCAAGAAGCAACCCAGAAUGCUACAUCGAUCUUUCUGGAAUCACAUCAAAUCAGAACAGAGGAACGAGUUAGAAUUGGCUCGAGAAAUGGCAAUAAUUCGAAUGAAAAAGUGAUAUCAAGAGAAAAAAUUUCUUCUGCUCAACGAUUACCUGAUUUCCACAAUUGGACACGAAUGUCACGAGAAUUAAAAGAGGAGAAAGAAAGCAGACCUAUCAUUCCAAUUUGCGUACCAAUGAAAAAUUGUACAACGGAUUCGGACUGUAGUGGUGGAAAAUGUUUGGGUAUUGCAAUUGGCACAUGCAAUUGUGGUGCAUGUCUACAGUUUGCACCGUGUAAAUUUGAUGCAGAUUGCGGUGGCUUACGAGGUGCAUGCAACAAUGAAAAAUAUUGCGACUGUGACAAAGGCUUCAAAUGUGCUGGUUUAAAGGGUAUCUUCGAUGCUUUAUUAACGGUAUGCAACCGGAAAGAAUGUAUACCAAAUACAUCGUCCUGUUUUGGCCUGCCAUGUAAUAAUGGAAUAUGCUCAUGUGCUGGCCAACCAUAG